Plutella xylostella (diamondback moth) is the source of this 1267-nucleotide messenger RNA. Lineage: Eukaryota; Metazoa; Arthropoda; Insecta; Lepidoptera; Plutellidae. The record is from RefSeq and is a predicted model, not a curated record.
AAUACUUCCAAUGACAGCAGCAGCAGACACACAAACAGACCGACACACCAAUAGUUGCCAUAGAAUACGUGCCCAUUUAUACCCAAUGUGGCUUCGGAACUUCGGAACCCUAAAGACGAUUUAUGUAAAUACUUAUCGCCAUGUCUACAUAGCUCAAUAAAACUGGCCGAUAUAAUAUAAGAAAGCAACACCGUGAAUUUCAUCAGUAAGUAAAUACUUCAGUACUGUACAGUCGCCGAGAAAGUUAGGUACUCAUAAUAGUCAGUUAUGUCGAUCAAACACGGCCUAUUUGUCUUGUCACUAAUAUGUGGAUAUCACGGUGAGAAACCAUUUACUAUUAUUCCAAGGUACAAAAAAUAAAUUAUAUCUCUAUUCGUCUUAUAAUCGUAAUGUAUUUUGUUUUCGGCAAAUACAUUCCUAGCGGAUCAGGAUCCAUCCCCAUUGCCUGUGGAGCCGGCACCCCCCAUCGUAGGGGAUGAAGUGGCACCCUACAUCGUGGGGGGGGACCUGGCGGCCCCCGGCAGCGCGCCCUACAUGGUGGCUCUGUUCCUGCGAGGACUCUUCAGCUGUGGGGGCUCGCUGAUCUCCGCCCGCACUGUGCUGACAGCUGCCCACUGUAUCUCAGAGAAGGUGCCCAGUAUACACCAUGGAUUAGUGGGUACCAACUUGCUCAAUUGGGGCGGGACCGAAAUAUUCUUCGAGAGGCUGAUAUCUCAUCCCAACUACGUGGCCCAACCUAACCUGGUUAUGAACGACAUCGGUCUGCUGAUCACGACUGCGGCGGUGCAGUUCUCUGCGCUGGUGCGGCCAGUGGCGCUGAGCUACCAGCGCCUCGGCGCCGGCGUCUCCGUCCGCGCCAACGGCUGGGGCAACACUCAGGCGCAUGUGUCAUUAUCCAAUGAACUAUUGGAACUUUUCAUGACAUCGAUAGAUGAUCAGCAAUGCAAGGAUUCCAUCCCUCAGUCUAUAGUGGACUCCGUGAGCAUCGUGUGCGCGGUACAUUCUGUCAACCACGGCAUGUGCAACGGUGACAGCGGCAGCGCGCUGCUGCGGGCGGACAGCGGGCAGCAGGUGGGGCUGGUCACGUGGGUGAUCCCGUGCGCCACCGGCAAGCCCGACGCCUUCACUCGCAUCAGCCCCUUCCGGUACUUCAUUGAGAUGAAUACAGUACAGUGAUGAAGGGAAUUUUCCUCUGUGUCUGCAGUUUUCCAUUCUCUUGGUUAAAUAGGUGUUUGAUUUAUGAACCAUAGACUGGACACUACAGUGU